AUGAGGCCGUCAACCCUUCGUGCCAUCAACCGCGCAUUGUCCGGCAAUGGCGCCCGGCCAUAUUCCUCCUCGGCCUCACCCAGGCAUCUCAUGUCGAUAGCCGACCUGACGCCCGCGGAGCUGACAACCCUCGUUCGUUCCGCCGCCGCUCACAAGCACGCCGUCAAGUCGGGAGCGGGUGCACCGCUUCAUCUGGCCCAGUCUCUCACUGGCAAGACCGUUGCCAUGAUGUUCAGCAAACGCAGCACCCGUACCCGCGUAUCUACGGAGGCUGCGGUUGCCAUGAUGGGCGGGCAUCCCAUGUUUCUGGGCAAGGACGACAUUCAGCUUGGCGUGAACGAGUCCCUCCUAGACACAUCAACAGUGAUCUCUUCUAUGACCUCGUGCAUGGUUGCCCGUGUCGGGCCCCACUCAGACGUGACCGGUCUGGCCCAGCACUCGUCCGUCCCCGUCAUCAACGCCCUGUCGGACGAUUUCCACCCUCUUCAGACCAUCGCCGACUUCCUGACCAUCCACUCCCACCACCCCUCCUCCACCCCGGGGUCCCUAGGCCUCGAGGGUCUCAAGAUCGCCUGGAUCGGCGACUCCAACAACGUCCUGUUCGACCUGGCUCUCGGCGCCGCCAAGCUCGGCUGUCACGUUGCCGUGGCCUCGCCCACCGGCUACGGCAUCCCUGAAAAAAUGAGGACGCUGAUCCAGUCCGCCGCGAAAGCCUCGGGCGCCGGCGGCUCCCUGUCCGAGACCACCGUGCCUGAGGAGGCCGUCAAGGACGCCGACAUACUCGUCACCGACACGUGGGUGUCGAUGGGCCAGGAGGCCGAGGCCAAAAAGCGCCUCGCCGCCUUUGCCGGCUUCCAGAUCACAAACGACCUUGCCAAGCGCGGCGGCGCCAAGUCCGGUUGGAAGUUCAUGCACUGCCUGCCCCGCCACCCAGAGGAGGUCGCCGACGAGGUCUUCUACAGCCCUAGGUCGCUGGUCUUUGAGGAGGCUGAGAACAGGCUGUGGGCUGCUGUCGCUGCCCUGGAGGCAUUUGUGGUGAACAAGGGGAAAAUCUGA
Messenger RNA from Pyricularia pennisetigena, 1056 nucleotides. RefSeq lists its product as uncharacterized. Gene Ontology annotation, biological process: L-citrulline biosynthetic process. Gene Ontology annotation, cellular component: mitochondrion. The transcript is spliced from 3 exons. The record is from RefSeq and is a predicted model, not a curated record. NCBI's taxonomy places the organism in Eukaryota, Fungi, Ascomycota, Sordariomycetes, Magnaporthales, Pyriculariaceae. Gene Ontology annotation, molecular function: amino acid binding; ornithine carbamoyltransferase activity. Bases 1 to 1056 code for a protein of 351 amino acids.